GCCGCCUCCUCACGGGGACCCGGGUUCGCGGCGCCCCGCGGCCGAGCGGCGCGGGGGGGAGCGGCGGCGGCCGCAGGAUGCAGGCGGGGCGGGCGGCAGCGGGCUGCCGUUCCCGGGGCGGGCAGCUAGAGAGCAGUGCAGGGAGCGGAAUCCCGGCCGAGGAGCCCGAGCAGCGCGGCGGCGGCAGCAGCAGCGGCGGCGGCGGCGGCAGAGCAGCUCCCUUCCUGUCGGGGGCGGCUCUGGGCCGGAGGCCGUGAGAGGAGCCGAGCGGCGGCGGAGGCCCGGGCCGGCUCCCGACCGCUGCUCCCCUCCUCCUUCUCCCAUGGCGGAGACUAAGAUCAUCUACCACAUAGACGAGGAGGAGACGCCGUACCUGGUGAAGCUGCCGGUGCCGCCGGAGAAAGUCACUCUGGCCGAUUUCAAGAAUGUGCUCAGCAACCGGCCCGUGCACAGCUACAAGUUCUUCUUCAAGUCCAUGGACCAGGAUUUCGGGGUGGUAAAGGAGGAGAUCUCAGAUGACAACGCAAAGCUCCCUUGCUUCAAUGGAAGAGUGGUGUCCUGGCUGGUCCUGGCUGAAAGCUCCCACUCUGACACAGGCUCUCAGUGCACCGAGAGCCACACAGACCUUCCUCCUCCCAUUGAGAGAACCGGCGGCAUUGGAGACUCCCGGCCUCCCUCUUUCCACCCCAAUGCUGCCAGCAGCCGGGACGGCCUGGACAAUGAAACGGGAACAGAGUCAGUUAUCAGCCACCGACGAGAGAGGCAUCGGCGGAGAAACAGAGAAGGGCAUGAGGAUGUCCCUCGGAUCAAUGGCCAUCCGAAACUGGACCGGCACCGUGAGCACCCUCCUGGCUAUGACAGCUCUUCGACCAUGAUGAGCAGCGAGCUGGAAUCCAGCAGCUUCAUCGACUCUGAUGAUGAUGACAACACAAGCAGGUUGAGUAGCUCCACGGAGCAAAGUACUUCAUCCCGCCUCAUCCGGAAGCAUAAACGCAGGAGGAGGAAACAAAGGAUGCGGCAAAUUGACAGGUCGUCUUCGUUCAGCAGCAUCACUGAUUCCACUAUGUCCCUAAACAUCAUCACUGUCACACUCAACAUGGAAAAGUACAACUUCCUGGGAAUCAGCAUUGUAGGACAGAGCAAUGACCGGGGUGAUGGUGGCAUAUACAUUGGCUCUAUUAUGAAAGGAGGGGCCGUGGCAGCAGAUGGCCGAAUCGAGCCAGGAGACAUGCUUCUGCAGGUGAAUGAUGUCAAUUUUGAGAACAUGAGCAACGAUGAUGCAGUUCGGGUGUUACGGGAAAUAGUCUCCAAACCAGGACCUAUCAGCCUAACAGUAGCCAAAUGCUGGGACCCUACUCCCAGGAGUUAUUUCACCAUCCCCAGGGCUGAACCAGUGAGGCCAAUUGACCCUGCAGCGUGGAUCUCUCAUACCACAGCCAUGACGGGAGCGUACCCCCGUUACGGUAUGAGCCCCUCCAUGAGCAUCACCACAUCUACCAGCUCCUCACUAACAAGCUCAAUUCCCGAUUCGGAAAAAUUAGAAGAAUCUCCCUUAACUGUGAAGAGUGACAUGGCUACUAUUGUCAAGGUGAUGCAGCUACCAGACUCAGGCCUUGAAAUUCGGGACAGGAUGUGGUUGAAAAUUACCAUCUCCAAUGCAGUGAUAGGAGCAGAUGUGGUUGACUGGCUUUACACACACGUGGAAGGCUUCAAAGACCGACGAGAGGCACGCAAAUAUGCCAGCAGCAUGUUAAAACACGGCUACCUCAGGCACACUGUGAACAAAAUCACCUUCUCAGAACAGUGCUAUUAUGUCUUUGGAGACCUCUGUGGCAAUAUGGCUGCACUGAACCUUAACAAUGGUUCCAGCGGAGCCUCGGAUCAGGAUACCCUUGCUCCACUUCCACAUCCUGCUGCUCCCUGGCCAUUAGGCCAAGGAUACCCCUAUCAGUAUCCUCUGCCCCCUCCGUGUUUUCCGCCAGCGUACCAAGACCCAGGCUUUAGCUAUGGAAGCGGCAGUGCAGGGAGCCAGCAAAGUGAAGGAAGCAAAAGCAGCGGCUCGAACCGAAGCACCAGCGAGACCAGCAGGAGGGCUCUUGGCAGGGACAAGGACCGCAAGUCCAACGGCAGCGGCAGCGAGUCCGACCACACCGCCCGCAGCGGCGCCAGCGGCGUGCGGCGCGAGCGGCCCCUCAGCCAGCUCAGCCACCGGAGCCACGGCUCUGCCACCCACAGCGAGAGAAGCCACCACUCCUAUGGGCCUCCAGGAGUGCCACCCCUCUACAACCUCCCCAAGCUGGGCUCCAAAGUCUAUGGGACAAGCGGUCCCCCCGGAGGGCCCCCCGUAAGGGAACUGAGCUCCGUGCCUCCGGAGCUGACGGGGAGCCGGCAGUCCUUCCAGAAGGCUAUGGGCAACCCUUGUGAAUUCUUUGUUGACAUCAUGUGAGAGGAAGUGCCUUCAGACUCUGCUUGGGGAAGGGCUUGUUUGGGGUGGGGUGGGGGGGAUUGUUUUGGGGCUGGGUGGGCAAUCUGGUCAUUGUCGAACGCGUGAUGGAAGGACCUUGGCUGUCUUGCAUGUCGCCCCUUCCUGGGUUGCAGUUGUGUUGCAGAAACAUCAGCAAACCACACAAAAUCCCCACCAAAAGGAACAACAGCAACAACAGUAUCUCCUGGGAUUGCUAAAUACCAGCAAAUCGAUGGCAUCUGUUCUUCAUCCUGGGUUUGUUUCCCCCCCCUCCUCCUUGUUUUUGGUUGUGAAUGGCUGGUGUAUAUUCACAUCUUAAUGAGCUUUGGUAAUUGUGGCACCUACUUCAAUGCAAUUAGUGUAUCUUUUGGGCUGAUUCAAGGACUCUUCUUUCCCAUGACUUCUAAAUUUCCAGUAAUGCAUAGGAGCACUUUUAUUUUUCCCUGCUUUUUCCUCUUACAAGGCAAAAACUGACCGCUGGCUGGUAUCUGUGAUACUGCCUUGUCAUGCUCGCUCUUGGAUGCACAUCAGCACUCUACGCAGCCGUGGCACCCGCAAGACAACACGUGCUUGGAAAGGAGCAGGCUCAAACCGAUUCCUAGCCGAAGGCAAAGUUGUGGCUACCUUCUUCUGCUCACUAGGGAGUAUAAAUCGAUCUUCCUUUGGUUUUCUUUGGGGUUGUUUUAGAUACUCUUAUCAAGGGAGUGCUGGAGUCUUGCUACUGUAUGUGUUCAUUGUGCAGAACUUGUAAAGUUAUCUCAUUGAGUAUCCUGAUAGUGACUUUGUAGCUGCAGUCUGGGCAUUUCAGACACAUCCCUGCUGACAGAUGUGCCUGUUUCUUCUGGUCAUAUUAUGCACUUGCUUACAGGUUGUAGAAGUUGUUUCCACACCAACAGGACAAUUGCAGCUACACGAUUCUCAGUGUAGCUGCAGCUUUUCCCUUUUGAAGGCAGACAUUUAUCCCACUCUAGCAGAGAUGCAGGUAAAUCCUGGCUCCCACUGGGACAUGGCUAUUCAUUUUGAUCACCUCUUUUUCUCCUCUUCGUUUCUGAGCAGUAUCUAUCCUUCUCUUUUUGUUUGACGUAGGAACCUGGAGAUGUCUAAUCCCGAUGGCAGUGUUACCCAAGGGAUGGGGGCUAUAGAUGUUAGCAGUGAGGUGAGAGGGUGUUUUGAGAACAGUUCAUAAAUGGUACAAUGAAUGAACCUUUAUACCUGACACAGAGUGAGCCCCAUGCUAAAGCUCCUGCUGGGAAGCUCUGACUUAAGCAGCUGCUGUUGUAUAUCCCCAUUACUCUGUUUUUCACUCUAAGGCUAUGGAUGCUUGAUAAAGGAUGUUCAGGAGCUUUCACUGAUGUUUAAGAAGCCUUUCUCAAGUAUCUGGAUGAGGGCAUGGUGAGAGCACACCCACACUGUUCCAGUGGCUCAUCUAAUGGGAACUGUGUGUUAAGCUGCACUUAGUGGCAUUUGACCAUGGGGCCGUGCCUCAGUUAAAUCCUCUUUUGUGAGAUACCUGCUUCUGGCAGGUUUUAGGGCAGGUGCUUUUAAUUCAGUCUUUACUGUAUAUGAGCCUUUUCUUCGCUGGUAAGAAGCUUCUUUUUGUUCUGUUCCAUGCUUUAUGGGUAGUGUGACUAUCCGAUGUGCAUGUCAGAAGAGAACGUGUCUCUCUCACUAUGUACAUGGAGCUUUCAUACAUGGAGGUUUUCACCCUUCACUCUUCCACCUGUCCAUUUUGUAUGUUACGUUUUUCACUGCUUCUUUCCUUACUACAGGUCUGUGUGUAAACCCAUCCCUUUUACAGGAGUCAGAGUAACAGUUUCACAUGUCUCUGGAGACUGAUGUCUGACUUCCAGAGGGAUCUAGGCGUUUGGGAAGCUGUUGGCACUCAGGCCGGGUACUGCGGUUACUUCUAAACGAGCUGAGUGGUUUGGGGGCAGUUUGCUUUACAAAAGCUACAUCAUGUUCCUGAAACUGGUGCUAACGCAGACUGCAGAGGUGGUGGUGGCUUCUUCAAAAGAAUGACGCUACCUAAAGCUUGACUGGGCAACAGGAUCCUUCUUUUCCCUUCCUCCUCCCAGUAACACAGCAAAGAUGCUGACUGCACUCAGUAAGUUGUUCGGACAGAUUGACACUUAAAGCAAUGGAAUAAAUCAGGGUGAAAGAGUCCUGUAAUGUGCUGUGUCUCCAGGAGGCACUGUUAAGGAGUCUGUGACUUUACUGACAAUCACUUGUGGUUCUACUCUUAAAUGAAUUUCAACUUCUCUCAUCUCUUCUAUAUUAGGAUGUUUCUGGCCCACUUUGUCUUCAGGCAGAACUUCCAGGGCUGGAGGAAAAGUGUCAUUCUUUAGUAAGCUAUUUCCAGAAGGGAUUAAAGCUGGGGGCUGAGCUUUCACCCAUGGAAGAAACCUAUUUAAUUUUCUUAUGUCUUUGCAAGAGUUUACACACCUCCUGGGGUUUUAUUUGUCUUCUUCUUGUUAUGCUGUUGGCAGAAUCUCUUCUGUGUCUUGCUGGUCUAUGCUGCUACGUUGAAACGACUGUGUUAUAUACCUGUGUGUUUGUGGGUAACUCUGGGAUGAGGCUGACAGUCCCUAACAUAGGUGUGGGAAAGCUGAGGACAUCAGGCUGCUAAAUCCAGCCUGGAAUAGCUUCACCCACAAGCAGGAAUCCAUUUCAGGCAAAUGCUGGGUGCUCUGAAUGUACUGACAGAUGUGCUGGUUGGGUAAUACUGUAUAGUGUGUAGAACCCGCCAUUUACAGAGAGCAGUAGGAGUAUGUAAAUGACCCUCCUGUGAACAGUGCAAUACAGAAUGGCCACUGUGUGUAAAACAGAAGCUUGAUUUCCCUGCCCUGUAGUGUAUAGUGGAGAGGCUGGUUUGAGUGAAUGGAAGGUUAGGCCUGAACCAUUGCUAGCUCUUAAUGUUCAGAAGUGAACGGAGACAGGAGAUAUCCCAAAUCCCACCCUUGGCUUUCGAUGCAUGUGCACGUGUCUUUGCAACAAGGGGGCUUAACUGUGCAAGUUUCUCCUAUUGGGUACAGUACUACCUAUAGAAGAAAGUGCCACUGAUGCCCAUGAAGCUACUCACAACAGGAAGCACUGAGCCAGGUGGAAGGGAGUUAGAGGGCUGGCAUCCUGCAGAACCGUUUCUCUCACCAGGACCUAAAACUUUACUCUUUUAAUGUCAAGUAACUGGCGCUGGCUGGGCACUAGAAUUUGACCUGUGCCUUCUAACCACAGUGAGGAGUUGUGGGUUUGCUGUACAGGGCACUGAAAGAGCAUCAAAACAGGAGCCUUAAAUAGUUGCCAUUCUUGUUCUGGAAGCGAGACCCUUGACACCUGCCUGUGCUCUGCAUGUGUUGAUGCCAAUAACUUCACAAGGACUAACAGGUAUGUUUGGAAGAUCAUAGAAGAGGGUGAGAAAACACUUUGGGGUGAUGUCUCCUGUCCAGAGGAGGUAGUGCUAUAGGGGUAGUGGUACCCACCCAGUGUAUUAACUCUGAGGAGUAAGGUGUUUUGGCAAAUAGUCUUAAAAGCACUGCAAUUGUCUUUUACCUCCUGUUAAUAAAUCUACUUCUCCAAGGUAAGAAUCCCCUGGACACUUUAUCCAAAGGUCUAUUGGAUGGCAAGCAAUGAUGCACAGACAUUGACUUUUGCUGUUAUUUUUGUUCUGUUGAAAUGGGCAGUCCCAUCUGGAGACUUGACAGCUCAUGAGUUGAUGUAAUUGUUUUUGGUUUGCAUUUAACUGGAUUGUAAUGAGAUUGACUUAAAAUUAUUAAUUCUAAUCAGUGAUUAGAAAUCCAUGUAAAGAAUUUUCUGUACAGUAGAGGAACAAAGUUACCUGAUUUUAAAUACUGAAACCCCAGACUAUUGCCUAUUCUAGAAUUGGUUCUACUCAAAGAGUGACCUCUUAUUAGCAUGGACUGCACUGUUCCUGUUAAAUGUCUAUUGCAUAAUUGAAUUCUUUUUUGUAGAUAUUGUAUUAAAACCCAAGUGUCUGUAUAGUUAAUAUAUAGCUGCUUAUGUGUAAAUGCUAUUUUAAACACUAAAAAGCUUUUAAUUUUAUGUGAUAA
Pezoporus occidentalis (night parrot) is the source of this 6528-nucleotide messenger RNA. RefSeq names its product dishevelled segment polarity protein 1 (gene DVL1). NCBI's taxonomy places the organism in Eukaryota, Metazoa, Chordata, Aves, Psittaciformes, Psittacidae. The record is from RefSeq and is a predicted model, not a curated record. Bases 323 to 2446 code for a protein of 707 amino acids. Gene Ontology annotation, molecular function: frizzled binding. The transcript has 15 exons. Gene Ontology annotation, cellular component: cytosol. Gene Ontology annotation, biological process: canonical Wnt signaling pathway; intracellular signal transduction.